AUGACGUUCCACAAUCAUUACGAGUGCAACAUUGGAACUAAGAAAUCAAAUGGGACUUCGGUUAAUCCUAAUCAGAGGGAAAUUGAAAGAUUAUCUGCCACGUUUUUUGUCACAAAUUUCCCAAAUAAUUUGAAUGAAAAGGAUCUGUGGAAGAUGUUUGAUGAAAAUGCCAAGGUAGGCAAUUAUCAUCUGUUUGUUUCGUUAGCAAGAUUCAAGAGAGACCAUAAAAAUAUUCCUAAACCCACCGGAGAUAAUCAAGUUCACGAACCUGGAAAAAAGCGUAAUAACCAUGGAAUUGGGGCUGAACAGGUGCAUAGAAACUCGUAUGCCAACAUUCUUAGAGGCUCUAAUGGUGAAAAGAAACAGGAGAAAGCAAAAACAACAAAAAUAAUUUCUCUUGCUGCAGGGGAUUUUAUGACUAUAGAUGAUUCUACAAAGAUUGUCCUGGGCAAGGUAAAAGAUGCUUCUAUUAUCCCUCAGCUUUACAGUUUAUGUAGUGUUGAAGGUUUUGAAGAGGUAGAAAUUAAAUAUGUGGGAGGCAGAUGGGUGUGGUUCCAGUUUAUGGCGUCAACUACAUGUGUUCUAUUUAAACAACAUGGUGGGAUUAAGAAAUAUUUUUAUGAGGUGAUUCCGGUUUCCAAGUCUUUUGUUGUGAAGGAAAGAGCAGUUUGGCUAGAGAUUCAGGGUCUCCCACUCUAUGCAUGGUCUAUUACAGCUUAUAAGAAGAUUGCAGGGAUGUAUGGCAAGGUGUUGUUUGCUGAUGAGGAUCUUGAUGAGCAAUUAAGUAGUGGGAAGAAGCCUAAAGAUGAUGCUAUAAAUGAUGGGGAAGCUCAAAAAGAAGAGAAUGAUUUAAGUGACGAUGAAGAUGCGGAGAGUAUAGAUGAAGAGUCAGAAAAUGAAAAAAACGAUGACGGGAUGAAUCAAUUUCUACCUGAUGAUCCAGUUUUUUAUAAUGAUAAGUUUGUUGGGUUGAAAGAAGGUAUUAUUGAGAAUGUUUCAAGUGACCAAGAGUUUUAUAAUAAGGAUCCAGUUAGUGCAUCGGUUAAUUCAAAAAAAGUCGAUUCCUAA
Lactuca virosa is the source of this 1068-nucleotide messenger RNA. Lineage: Eukaryota; Viridiplantae; Streptophyta; Magnoliopsida; Asterales; Asteraceae. The record is from the annotation of a GenBank genome assembly.